This is a messenger RNA of Saccostrea cuccullata (small rock oyster), 2197 nucleotides long. RefSeq lists its product as uncharacterized. Lineage: Eukaryota; Metazoa; Mollusca; Bivalvia; Ostreida; Ostreidae. The coding region runs from base 190 to 2172 and encodes 660 amino acids. The record is from RefSeq and is a predicted model, not a curated record. The transcript has 20 exons. Gene Ontology annotation, molecular function: aldose reductase (NADPH) activity. Gene Ontology annotation, cellular component: cytosol.
AUUGAUAAUGAGGAUAAUUCACUCGAUCAUCGUCUGACCAUAUAACCAGUUGGUUCUAAUGAAACACUUUAUACAGUGAUCACAGACUUGACCUUGGUAACUAAAAAUACCGGCGAUCUUCACUCUUUAUCUCUUUGUGCCCCAAUUUCGACUACCGUCAUUGUGCAUAGAGCUGUUAAAUAAUGUAUCAUGGCCGCUGAAAAAAUACCUGUUGUUCCUAUACCAGGAACUCGUGGAAUUCCAAUGAUAGGACUUGGAACGUUCAAUGACUUUCAGAGAAGGGGAAGCAACGAUGACGUAAAAGAGGCUGUAAAAAUCGCCAUUGACUGUGGUUAUAGGAGUUUUGACACUGCAUACGCAUACCAAACCGAAUUAAUUGUUGGCGAAGUCAUCAAUGAAAAAAUCAAGGAGGGCGUGGUGAAAAGAGAAGAUGUCUUUAUCACAACCAAGCUCUGGAAUACUCACCACAACCCUGUACAUGUACGUGCCAACUUCUUGAAGUCCCACCAGAACCUUAACUGUGAAUAUGUUGAUUUGUAUCUUAUUCACUGGCCUUUUGGAUUCGAGGAUGACGCGACUGAGACCUUUCCUAUGGACGACAAAGGAUAUGCCAGAUUUUCUGAUCAUGACUACAUGGACGUAUGGACGGAAAUGGAAAAGUUGGUUGAUGAGGGCUUGGUGAAAGCAAUAGGACUUUCUAAUUUCAACAAAAGCCAAAUCGAGCGUGUCCUACAAAACUGCCGAAUUAAACCAUGCAACCUACAGAUUGAAGUCCAUCCGUACCUUUCAAACAAGAAACUGAUUGACUUUUGUUUUUCAAAAGACAUUUCAGUUACCGCUUAUGCUCCGCUUGGAAACCCAAACAGAUCUUGGGCUAAAGGAAAUGAACAUACCAUCUUUGAGGAACCCAUUUUAAAAGAUAUUGCAAAAAAGAAAAAUAAAUCAAUUGCACAGGUAUGUCUACGAUUCCUGCAUCAGAGAAAUAUCAUUGUGAUCCCGAAAAGCGUGACUCCACAUAGAAUCAAGGAGAAUAUUGAUAUUCUGGAUUUUGAUUUGUCUGAUGACGAAAUGAAAGCCAUUUGGAGUUUGGACAAAGGAGCAAGAGUUCUAGAAGAACCCACUGUUAUUACCAUAAAUAAGUUGAAUGUAAAUGUUUCAGAUUUAAUUGAAUGUUACUCAGAAGGACCUGUUUCGUGCAGCAUGGCGGCUGAAAAAGUUCCCGUUGUUCCAAUCACAGGAACUCGUGGAUAUCCUAUGAUAGGACUUGGGACGUUUACCAUCUUCGAGAAAAGAGGAAGUAACGAUGAAGUGUAUGAGGCUGUGAAGUGCGCUAUUGAUUGUGGUUAUAGAAGCAUAGAUUGCGCUUAUGUAUACCAGAAUGAGGAGUCAGUUGGUCAAGCUAUUAAUGACAAAAUUAAGGAGGGUGUUGUGAAAAGGGAAGAUCUGUUCAUCACUACAAAGCUCUGGGAUACGCACCACAACCCAGCACAUAUUCGAGAAAAUUUCUUUAAAUCUCUAAACAAGCUUAAUUGUGGAUAUUUGGAUCUAUACCUCGUCCACUGGCCUUUCGGUUUUGAGGAUGGGGAUGUGUGUUUUCCAAUGGGAGACGAUGGAAAGGCGAGAUUUUCUGACCAUGAUUACUUGGACGUAUGGAAGGAAAUGGAAAAGCUGGUUGAUGAAGGUUUGGUGAAAGCAAUAGGACUUUCUAAUUUCAACAUAAGCCAAAUUGAACGUGUCCUACAAAACUGCCGGAUUAAACCAGCCAAUCUUCAGAUUGAGGUCCAUCCAUAUCUUUCUAACAAGAAACUGAUUGACUUUUGUUCUUCAAAAGGAAUAUCGGUAACCGCCUAUGCACCGCUUGGAAACCCGAACAGAACUUGGGCGGACAGUAAAGAUCCAAUUAUCUUUGAUGAACCUGUUUUAAAAGAAAUCGCACAGAGGAAGAAAAAAACAAUUGCACAAGUAUGCCUAAGAUUUCUCCUACAACGAAACAUUAUUGUCAUCCCAAAAAGUGUGACUCCACAAAGGAUCAAGGAGAAUUUUGAUAUUCUUGAUUUUGAAUUAACCGAUGACGAAAUGAAAGCAAUCUUUGCCUUGGAUAGGGGAAAGAGAUUCUACGCCUUGGGAAUCGGCAUAGGCCAUAAGUAUUACCCAUUCAACGAUGAAUACUGAAGGAUUUGCCAUUAGUGUUACAAUU